UACCAAAUAAAAGAGAAAAGGUAUUGAAAAGGACGAAUGGGUAUUGAAAAUUUCCUUUUAUUUUAUUAUAUUUUUUUGAGCUAAUAAAGUUAGAAGGACAAAAUUUGAGGAUGUGGUCGAGUAUUAGUCCUUAAAAUAUAAUUAUUUCAGAAUUUCAAGGAUAUUCAAGGACAAAAUUGUAAAAGGACAUUUUCGAUACCUAAUCGUCCAUAUGCAUAAAAAAAACCGGCUUUAAUUCUAUAGAAUUUUCCCCUUAAAUUGAUACCCAUACUGUUUUUCUACAUUGUACUCCAUUUUUUUUUUUUUAAUAAUGUUUCAAGUAAUCAUCACCCUUAUUGCAAGACUCACUUAUUGAACGAGAAAACGUCUUUGAAAAUACCACGGAUAAUCGAUAAUCGACUAAUAGGCGUUUAUCUACUACUAGUCGACACUCGCAAUAGGGGUGCAUAUUUUUUAAAUUUCAAAGUAGUUUUAAAAAUCCUGACGCCAGAGAGAUAAACUGAAAACGCAGUUUCGCGAAUAUGUUGUUUUUUUUUUUGUAAAAUUUACUGUUGCACGGUAUUAUUAUUCGAAAAGUCUUUCGAUUUCAAAGCGAUUUCUAGCCUGUAUGUUUUUGCAAAAUUCACGAAUUGCAUUUUUCUAUUUUUAUUUUUUCUUUCAUUUGUACGUUAUUUUUUUUUUGAAGUUGUUACAAUAUUUACGCAUAAUAUUGCAAUUAUUGUGGAAAAGUCGUACACUUCUGUUUGCAUACAUUUUAGUGAUGUAGUUUAGAACCAACAUUUUAUUGAGCAUUAAAGUUGCACAACCUAGGAUGGGCUUACUUACGGAAAAGUAUGUUGUGCAAACAGUAAAAGUGGAACAAAUAAAUCUUAUUAAUACAUAUGUAUAUUUAUGUAUACAAAGCAACAACCAUGUAAAAUGAAUACAUUUUAGUAAUAAGCCAUUAUCAAAUAAAUAAAAGUUUAAUUUUCAACUUAAAAUAAGUGUCUGUACAAAAACUUAUGUAUGUAUGUAUGUAUGUAUGUACAUGCACUGAUAAAUACAUAUGUAUGUAUUCACGUACCAUAGAUAAAUGACUAGUUUACCUUAAUUAGUUCGUUCUUAAGACAUAAGCAUACAUACAUAUACAUAUGUACAAGCAUAUUGCCAAUUGCGUCAUAAGCCGCUUUUGAUUCGCCACACAUUUGCUGCUCAUUAUGUGCUCGCUUAACCAAAAACUUGUAUAGAAAGGCAACAACAAAUUUAGCGAGCAGAAGCGAUUAAAUUUUGUACAUACAUAAGUACGUUAGGGUUUGUUUGAAUGUCUAUGCUUUAGGUUUAGAUGAGUUAUUGCGGUUCAAUUCGCUCCUCCUAGCUUACUUGUUUGGCGAAUCGAAAGCGGCGAUAUUCACGCGGGAUUCAUAUGUAAAUUAUAUGUGCAUUCUUAAACAAAUGUAUUAGUAUUAGUCCAAUACCGAUGAAUAAAGUUUUAUUAAGACGAAAUAAAGUCAAAAAUAUGGGUGGUAACGAGUAUCUUUUUGCAUGGGCUCUAAAUCAUUACCACUGCAACUCCCCUCCUACAUUCCACACUCAUUAAUAAAUCAUUAACCACCAACAUUUGCCACCACGUUUUCCCAUAUAAAAGCUCAAGUUCUUUUUCUAACAUAUUUUUUUCUGCUUUUUCAGGUGGAGCAGGUGGAACUGGAAGUUCAAAAGAAUGCGAAACUUUCGUUUGAGUGUAAAAUAUGACCUCUAAGUUCAAGGUGUGACUGCUAUGUAAAGGAUUCGAGCAAUAUUAUCGCAUUUCGAUUUUCAUUCUUACAAUAAUUGUUCACAAACUCGGCUAUUUGCAACAGCUUUAAUAAAAAAAAUACUAGUAAAAGCCUUUUCGAGUGACUGAGGAGGGUCUGCGAUGGAUAUCAGUUCCAGACUUGCUUAUUAAUGGUUUUGCUAAAAAUUAUUUAAGUAUUACACGUAUUGCUGGCCUAACUUGGAACGAGUGGAAUGCUCGUUUGGCAAUGCCUCUGGUCACACAGUUACGUGAAGGUUCACACCCACUAGUUUUCCCCACCGAUCUCUCACUGAAUACAGUGGACAAAGGUAGCGGUGCUAUUGGAACGACAUCACUGGAUUGCAAGUCGCCGGCUCCGGACACAUCGAGCGAAUUGAGCAGCAUUGCGGGCGGCGCUGCUCCCAACGAAGCGAACGCGUCGAAUGUCACUUUGAAUAGCAGCUCUGGCUCCAUAACGAAUGCCGCCGUGGUUGCCGAGAAACAGAACAGUGUAAAAAUGAAGCAUUUAACCGAAGAGGAAGCCGCUCUCUUGAUGUUGAAAGCAUCGGCGGAGAAGGCAAACGCCAACAACAGUGGCAAUCUCAGUGAUACCAGCUUCCAUGAGGAUAAUACUAAUGCCGGCGGCAGUAGUCUAAUCAGUACGAGUGGCGAGUACCAUUCAGCACUAAGUGGAGCAGCUGCCUUUGCGGAUGUUGGGGGCGCCAGCGGACUUUGCAAUAUCAACAUAUUAAGCAAUAUCAGCGCCCUGAACAGCCUCAUUGGUGCCGGAGGCAAUGGAUUAGGCGGAUCGGCGGCAGCUAGUAGUGCGGGGGGUGGAUUAGGUGGCGGUGGCGGCGGCGGCGGCGGCGGCGGCAGUGGUAGUGGCCACCCCUGCCCGGACUGUGGUCGUGUAUACAAGCUAAAGUCAUCGCUGCGUAACCACCAAAAGUGGGAAUGCGGAAAGGAGCCACAAUUCCAAUGUCCAUUCUGUGUAUAUCGUGCUAAACAGAAAAUGCAUAUCGGUCGCCACAUGGAACGAAUGCACAAAGAAAAGUUCAUUAAACUGGAGGACUUGAAGAGCUUCACAGGCGGCAGUGGCGACGACAGCGGCAGUGCCCCAGCUGCAGCUCUAUCGUCCACAGCGCCCAGUGAACUGCGUCCGAAUUUUUCUUAGCUCAAUAAAAAAUAAUGAGAUAGAUAACGCAGAGCCAUAUGAAACAACACUUUAAUAACACUAAGCGAGGGUUUACAAACAGAUCGAUUUUUUUUUUUUUAAGACUCAACACAGAUCGUCGUAUGUUGUUGAGUACAGUGAAAGUAAACAUGGAACUAGAGUGCCAAAUUUUUAUUGUAUUUUUUUUGUUUUUCGUAGUUUUUAAAAGCACCUUUUAAUGAUUAUUCAACGGAGAGUCGUUACAUUUCUAAUCUAACAGCUGUGACAGUGAAUUAGAGAUUUCGGACUAGAACUAGAAAAGUCCAGAAUCCUUGGAAUAUAAAUUUGCCAUUAAGAAGUUCGAUAUUUAUUAGCUGAUAACAGCUACAAAGAAAUAUAUGUAAUAAUACACCUUCUUGCACCUUCUUUACGAUAACAAACUUUUUACUAAGUAAGAUUUUUUCUAUUACAACUCUAUGUAUGUACAUACAUACAUACCGGAAUAUACAUUCAUACAUAUGUACAUACGUACAUUUGUACUUUUAUGUUUAAAGUUGUAACAGUCUGUUUUACAAAACUUUAGUGAAAUCUUGCAUUUCAUGUUGUUAUUAUAUUUGCCUUCAUAUACACUUUUGUAUGUACAACAUAUGUACAUACAUACAGUUUUACAUAAAUAAAUACAUAAAAGACAGGAAUGUUUGCAGAAAAAUGCUCAGGUGUACUCAGGUGCUGCAGUCACUGUGAUAGUACAAAUUCAGUUCAGAAUAUCAGGUUUGUUUCCAUGUUUUCUGUCAUGGAAAAUGAAGCAUUUUUUGUAUUACAUACAUACAUACAACCAUACAUUAAUUUUAUAUAUGAAAGUUUGUAGAUAAGAAUAAGAGCAAAUUGCAAAUUAAUUCCACUCAAAGCUUAAAGCAGCUAAACAGCAGUCCUU
Rhagoletis zephyria (snowberry fruit fly) is the source of this 3837-nucleotide messenger RNA. RefSeq names its product longitudinals lacking protein, isoforms A/B/D/L-like. NCBI's taxonomy places the organism in Eukaryota, Metazoa, Arthropoda, Insecta, Diptera, Tephritidae. The record is from RefSeq and is a predicted model, not a curated record.